Molecule: messenger RNA, 3105 nt
Organism: Bipolaris zeicola 26-R-13
Lineage: Eukaryota; Fungi; Ascomycota; Dothideomycetes; Pleosporales; Pleosporaceae
Exons: 3
Coding region: 1-3105 (1034 amino acids)
Molecular function (GO): ATP binding; ATP hydrolysis activity
Source: RefSeq, a predicted model, not a curated record
AUGAAUAGUCUAGACAGUUCUGGCACGUUGGCGGCUGACUGCACCUUGGCUUGUCGAGCAAACAACGAACUAUCAGAUACAUCUUCAUCAAUUCCUGUCGUUAUUUUUACUCCUUCCAUGGUCUCUGAACCCGAAGCCAUGGCACUGCGUGAGCAAGAGAUGGAGGCUUUGCAGGAGAGCGCGGCGACUCAGACGUGCAACACACCACCGCAAGAUGACGAAAAACAUACUUUGGGUGUUGGAGCAACGGCAGAAGACGUAAAGGUGGAAGGUGUAGUUAGCAAGAAGACACCUCGUAAGGGUAGGCCGUUGCACAAAUCCAAACGUCAAGUGGACGACAGCUCCGCAUCCGAGGCUAGCGGCAACGAGAGCUCAAGCAAUUCCGACCAAAGUAGCGAAGAUGAGAAACUCAAGGCGAAAAAGCGGCUGAGGAAGAUCAAAGCGGCGAUUGCACAAGCAGAAUCCAGGAAAAGGAGGAAGCAGAAGCAAAAGGAGAAACUAAAGGAGAGAAUGAGGAGCAAAAAGCACGAAUCAACCGACGAAGACGAGAGCUCGGCCGACUCUUCUGAAUUCGAAUCCGAUUCUGAUUCAGAAGACGCAGUGGCAGCCACCAAAAGCCAACGCAGAGCCCGACGAACUAAGGUCGAGCGUAAGAAGAGCAGGCGUGUGCAAAAAUCGAGCGACACCGACUCCGACUCGGAAGCUCUAUCAGCAGAGUCUAGUAGUGACUUGGGCACAGAGGACCAAAGUGCCAAACGGAAAAAGGCAAGGACAAAGGCAAAGCAGAGCAGUAGGAAAACGAAGAAGAAGCUUGACAAAUACUCGUCAUCUUCGGAAUCACUCUCUAGCGACGACGAGGCCAUCCCAUUGCCCGGUCCCCCACCAGACGUUCGUGUGAUAGAAGAUGAUCUCGAAGCGCAAGUGGCGACAAUCAGUGGCCUUUUGCAUCGCCUCCAGGCAAGGCAGGCUUGUGUAGACGCGGCGGCUGUGCCAAUCCCCAAAGUGGAGAAAACAGUGGGCAAAAAGGGGCUAGAGUUCAAGCGGGUGGAUCAGAUAUUUGACAUGCAGAUCCACGACUGGAAGCUUGUCGAAAGCAGCAGUGAUCAGAAGGGUGAGUUUGACUGCAUAUUCACGGUGCGGCGGCGUCUCGACUGGCUAGGCAAGUAUAUCGAAACUCGGGUGGACAUCAAAUCGAAGACUCUACGGAACACUCUCCAAGAUGUAUUGAAGGACUGCAAAAGCAUUAGUCUUGUCGAGGAUACGCCCCAGUUGGAUCCUCGCACACUGUUCCACUAUUACGACGAGUUGAAGACGCAUGUCAAGAAGACACUGAAGCGGCAGCUUGGAAAGGCCAAGAGGUCGAAGGAGCGGAAGCGGCUCAAGCAGCAGGUUGCACAGUGCAAGCUGCUGCUCAGCUAUGUGGACGAGGACUUUGGCGCUACUCGCAAAGCUCUAAAGCCCAUGGUCAAAGCAGGCACUAUUACGUACGAUCUGGUGUGGGCACUCUUCAAACCCAACACUAUUGCCUUUACGCCUACGUACAACAACAAGGACGAUGCGCGGUGUUUUAGGGUGGGGACAGCGUACGAGUUAGAAGACUGGUUGACGGGCGUCAAGUCGUGGCGUGUUGAUGGCAAGUACCUCGAGUACGACGGCAAAUCGUUUGGUCUCGGGGAACACGAAGUAUCGGUCUCAGCGUUCAAGGGGCAUAAGAAGAUUACCAGUCUUGCCGCAUAUCCGCUCAAAUAUCACAAGGAUGCCAAGGGUAUCAAGAAGCAGCUGAUUGAGAGGGGCAAGAAAUUCGUCGCGCUCCAGGGCAUGAACUACCAGGUUCAAAAGGGGAUUGCGUAUAUGAAGCACAAGAACAGCAUCGUGCGCUUCAUUAUUAAUGGUCGGGUCAUGAUUGAUCCUGCCAUGUUCCGCCGCAUGAACCCAAACUACCCGCUCUCGUACCUCCGGCCAGAUGAACUAGCUGACAAUGAGGAUGACGAUGACGAUGACGAAGAGUGCUGCUGCGACUCGAGUGAAGAUGGAGACGGUGAAGAAAAGGAAAAGAUGCGCAUCGUCAUGUGGAAAGACAGGAGGGGCAGGAAACACCCUAUCCGAGUGCCACAGAGCGUUGUGGACAAGGAAAUGGGCACCGGCACUGAACAGCCGCUCGACAGGGAUGAUGAUGCAACGGAGGAGCAACGUCAAGUCUUGACCGAAGAAGAGCUCAUCAUCGCAUCACCGGUCGUACUGGGCUUUGCUUUUUCUGAGAAGCUUUGGCUCGAGUUUUCUCUAUCUGGGAUUGAGGAGAUCAAGUGGAAUGAGGAAGCAUUUCCCAGUCUGGUGUUGCCGAUCCAGAUCAAGCAGAAUCUCAAGGGUCUUGUAUCUUCGCAUCGGUUCCACGCAGCCAAGACGAUUGACGAUGUGAUUCAGGGCAAGGGCAAGGGGCUCAAUGUGGUGCUGCAUGGCCCGCCCGGGGUGGGUAAGACACUGACUGGGGAAUCGAUUGCCGAGUAUCUGCAGUGCCCGUUGUACGCAGUGUCUGCAGGGGAGCUGGGGACCAAUAGCCGGGCGUUGGAGGCGGACCUGAACCGCAUCAUGGAGAUUACGCAUGCAUGGGGCGCCAUCCUGCUGCUGGACGAGGCGGACGUGUUUCUAGAGGCGCGACAGCCAAAUGACAUACAUCGCAACUCGCUGGUCUCGGUGUUCCUGCGGCUGACCGAGUACUACCAGGGCAUCCUAUUCCUGACGACGAACCGGGUCGAGACAUUUGACGAGGCGUUCCAGUCGAGAAUUCACAUGGGGAUUCGGUACGAAGAGCUGUCUGCACGUGCCAGGAAAGAGAUCUGGCAGCAGCACGUGGGCAGGGUGGAGAGGAUGAAGGGGAGCCAGGGAAUGAAGGCGUUCACCGAGGCCGACUUUGACGUGCUGAGCCAGAGGGUGCUGAAUGGACGACAGAUCAAGAACACGGUCAAGACAUCGCAGGCGAUUGCGGUGGCAGAGCAGAGUGCGUUUAGCAUGGAGCACGUCAAGCGGGUGUUGGAGGCUGGGGAGGCAUUUGAUGAUGAUAUGCGAGGGGGAAAGGGGUACCGGGAUGCGAUGCUGCAGUACACGUGA